AUGGACAGCAAUGUAAGAUCAAAUUAUGCAAAGUAAGAGUCCUGUAAGCAGUUGGCAACUUCUAAGGUCAGCCUCAAGAACUCUUUUGUCCACCAAUGUCACACACACAAAGGUGCAUAACCAAAAUGUCAGCAGAGAAAAGCUAUCCUGAUAACCUUUGGCUGAAAUCAUAUGCAUACUUUCAAGAGAUUUGGGGUUGGACAGGAGAGGAUUAAUGGAUCCAGGAGACUGCCUUAACAGUCGGAGGUGGAGGUAGGUGCUCAGGGAGCGUCCCAGGGGGGUGCUGCCCACGGCGAGCAUCCCAGGGCGGUGGCACAGUAAUGUCACCCCCCUCAGGGAUGACACCUGGGGUGGGCCGCACCCAACACCCCCCCAUUUCUCCCCAUUGUUAACAGUCCUCGCAAUGUUGCCAAGUAUCUCCUUUGCUAGGGAACUAACAGGUAAAUGGCCCACAACAGACUGUUCUGGAAGCUUGAAAGCCAUCUCUAUCAAGUCCCUAGCCUGGGCGAUGGGGCAAGAUGUCUGUAAAGGAGAAUGAUAGGUUGCCAUUUGAGUCAGGCUGAGAAGAAAAGAGAGCUGAGCUCUAAACUCUGUAAACUAACAGCCUCUGGGGUGCCUGCUGUCUCCUAGAGAUCUAAUGUGAGAGAAGUGGACUUCAGGUUGAGUGCUCCUGAUGUAUCUUUGUUCAACCUGCAUUUUUGUAAAUAGAUGCAAAUAUUGCAAAAUACAGUGAUCUCCUUCCAAACGAGGCUAAAUACAGGACAGCACUGCACCCCUCAAACUUACUAGGAAAUGAACACAACUGAACUCAAGGAUCAGGCUGUCAAUGACCCCAAAUUCUUGCUCCCUUUUGAAUCCGUCUGCCCCCUUACAUUAGAAAUUAUCUUCCACAUAUGAUAUGUCCUAUGGUUAUCACAGGAAUGAAAAGACAGUGAGGCACUGUUGUUCUUGCCUGAUCAAUAACACAAGUAUCAUUUGCAACUGGCAAAAAAACACUGUUCUAUACUCUAAAGCAACUAAUAGCCUUUCCCAGUUGGCCUGACUUGCUAGAUAUUUUGCAUUCACUUUAUAUCAGCCCAAUUUACAGCCACCCUCAGCUCUCAAAAGAAAAACAAUUCAAAGACGCACAUGCAUUUAAAACUGUUUUCAUUAAUUUUGAAACAAGAACUUCUUAGAUCUUGCUAAGAUUUUUUAAUUUUUACUGUUACAGUAUUUUCCAUAAUUGUAGAGCAGAUUCAAGCAACAAGAUCUGUUGUACGUUACUGUGACGACAUACAGAGGGUUAUUAUUAUUAUUAUUAUUUAAAUGUGUAUACCGCCCUUCAUCCUAAGAUGGCAAGGUGGUUGCCUAGCAAACUCUGUAAACAACCUCAGGACAAAGAAGGCAGCAGCCAAGUUGCAAUCUUGUAACUGGCUUGUUCUAUGUAUAAAGUAGGAAAGGUAACAAAAGGUAUGCAGCUUUAAACUUGAAGUACUGGUUUGCACUUCUGAUAGAAAAGUCUACACAGACCAGGCACUGCUGCAUAACUUGUACUCAUGUGAACCAACCUGUGAUCUUUGGAUGAAGGGUAGCAUACAAUUUAAUAAAUAAUAAUUGAAUUGCAGAGUUGUAAGGGACCCCUGAGGAUCAUCAAGCCCAACCCCCUGCAAUGCAGGAAUAUGCACCUGUCCCAUUCAGGGAUUGAACCUGCAACGUUGGCAUUAUUAGCACCAUGCUCUAACUAAAUAAACUCUCCAGGUUAUAGUAAUAAAUAAUUAAAUGUUGGCUACCAUUGGGAAGCACUGAAGCUGGACUACAGCCACCCAAACAAGCCUCUUGCUAUAAGAAGCUUGCACUUAAGCAUAUAUAAUGGCAUAUUGCUUCCUAAAUUUCAGUUCUGGCAAUUUUAGCAGAACCACCAAUGCAAGCAGCAGCACAGAGGAGAGCUUUAAGAUGCCAUGGUUAACAGGAAGCACCUACCCUAACCAGUUUCAGAAACUCAGAUAUGAAAAUUGGGAGCUAAAUGGUAUCUUAAACCUAGGUUAUGGUAGCAACAACGGAAUGUCUGGGCACUACUUUUUUUUUAAUAACAAGAAUACAAAGCUGAAAAUGAAUGAAGUGCUGCUAAAAUAUUAUGUUCAUUUCCCACAUGGUCUGGUCCUUCCCCUGCCCUCCCUAGUAAUAUUCUUAAGAGGGUCUAUUCUCCAGUCUUCAGAGAGUAGCUGGAAGUGGGGAGGCAGGAAAAGGUCCUCUUUUCCUUCCACUCUGCUGUUUUAAUCUGAAAUCUUAGGCCCAGAGCUCAGACUGUGAAUGACAUCCCCGGUCGCAAAACUCUGCCUGGAACAAUGGGAGUUUCGAACGCAGACCCCGGCACAAUUCUUUGGCCAGGUCAACCGCAGCUCACGACCCUCGGAGUUAAUCAUAAGGCCCAGCCCCUUUCCCUUAUUAUUACCGAGACUGGGAAACAACCUGGGAUGGAUUCCCCCCCCCCCCCAUUACAGCGGCGGACCCAAACCCAGUUCCCUAAAAGGCAGCAAUCGUAAGGAAACGAUCUUAGCCGAUCCAUUACCCGCGGCCGGCGCUGUGCAGGCCCGGUCAGGCAGGGAACCGAGCCCCGAGCUCUUCUUCCAACCACGGCCGCCCCAGCGCGACUGCCGAUUCCUCCUUACCUGCCGCUUCUCGGGGGCGGGGUCAGAAAGACGGUUGGAGGGGCGGAGCCAGGGGCUCAGAAAUCCCCGCUCCUGCCUUGAGAUCGGCGGCAAAGUCCCGAUCGCGGCGGAGAGAGGAUGGAGGAGGAGGAGGAGCAAAGCGGGGGGGCGGGACCCGAACGACCCAAGCAGCCUGGCUUCGGGCCAAUUAGGAAAGAGAACACUCCGUCUCCUUGGAGACAAGGCUCCCCCUCCCAAGGAGGCGCAGGGGGCGGAGCCUACCAAGGGCGCCGCGCGGGGCUCUGGAGGUGGAGCGGGUGGACACGCCCCCCUCCGCACCAGCGCGCGCGGUUCCUGAGGCGCGCGCUCCCUCAGGCGGGCCCACAGAGGCACCCCUCCCCAUCAUAACGCGCGCGCGCGCUUUUUGUUUUGCCUCCCGUUAUCUCCCACCUCAGGGGGCUCCUCGUUUUGAGGGGGUAAAGGGCGCAGCCGAACCUCGCUGCCUUCCGUCCUUCUCGGCCGGCAGCUCCCGUCGGCGUCCUCGUUCCAUAAACGGAGCGGGAGGGUGCUUACAUGACGGGGUCCCCCCUCACAUCCCCGUUCCAACGGCCGUCCCCGCCGCCAUCUUGGUGAAAGGAAGGCGGCGGACGGAUACAUACCGUUACUUAGUCGCCCCUCCGCCGGGAAAAAAGAGAUGCUCUUCCGCCGUCGGCUCGCCUUCUCUUAUCUCUUCCCCGCCCCUCCUCCUCCUCCCCUCCCCCGGGUCACGUGGCCCGGUCCUCCUGAGGCUACGCUUCUUCCUCGACGGGCGUUAAGGAGGCGGAGGCGGCGGAGGGGCCGCCUCGAGCGAAACCCGCGCGCUCGAACUACGUUUCCCAGAGCGCAGCGCGCGCGCGGCCCCCUCGCGAACCGCCCGCCGGCCUCCUCUCGAGUGAGUCUGGGGAGCGUAGUUCGAGCCUGUGUGGCAGAGAGCGUUGCAUUGUGGGAUAUCGGGCUUCCGGAACGGCGGCGUUACCUCAGUGCGGAGAAUCGCCCGACUCGCUGAGGAGCCUUUUCAAAGUGCAAUAGGUUUUCGCAUUGGCUGAUAAAAUUGCUGCGUUUAUCUUCUGUUUCAGAAACCGCGGAUUCAAUAGACAGGCGCAGAAUCACCGGUUACUAGCAAUACAGUAUACAUCUUUUAACGGAGAUGUUACCUUUGGGCAUGGUUGAAUUGUUUCCACACUUUUCUCCUGGUCCAUCAGGGCUGAGCUCGCUGACUGGCAGGAAAAGGAAGAAAGGUGGAACUUUUACACUUAUUUAUUGAAUUUAUAUACUGCCCUACACCCGGAGGCCACAAAUGCAAUUUACACACACAAAUCUGUAUUCAAAAAGGCAGAAUAGCACCAUAUAUGUAAUCUAUUUUUUAAAAAAGGUAAAGGACCUCUGGACGAUUAAGUCCAGUCACAGGUGACUAUGAGGUGCGGCGCUCAUUUCGUUUUCUUAACUUUCUUUAAGGGCUUAGAGGCUCACUUUUAAAAAACAAAAACAUGGCACACCACCUCAGUCUCUGAGCAGUGCAAGAUUUCUCAGUUGCCUACCCAGGGUUCAGUUUCCUUGGAAGGAGGGACAGCGGAGACGGUGGAGUCUUUAUUAUACACCUUUAGGUGCCAGGCAAAAAAUGUUAAUUUUCAACCAGGCCUUUGGUUGAUUUGAUUGACAUUGUAUGCCCUUUUAAGCUGUGGGUGGUUUUUUUUGAGGGGGGGUGUUAUUGGGUUGUUUGUUUUUAUUUUCAUUAUGUAUUUUGUGGUUUUAUAUUUCAGUUUUGUUCUGUGAACCGCCCUGAGACCUCCAGGUAUAGAGCGGUAUAUAAAUUCAAUUAAUAAUAAUAAGUGGUUUAUUUAUCUAUUAUUAUUAUUAUUAUUAUUAUCAUUAUUAUUAUUAUUAUCCAUAGAUGCCACCUGAGCCUACGGUGGAGGGUUUCAUGUGCCUUCUGGCACAAAACCACUUCAUUUGUUAGACUAAAGACCUUCAGCAGCAUCUGUCUCACCAAGGAACUACUGCCCUGUCUGGCUUGUUGGAAUCCUUCAUUGGAUUUUAACCCAGGCUAAGGCCCACAAAGGGAUGCAAGUGGCACUGUGGUCUAAACCACUGAGCCUCUUGGGCUUGCUGAUCAGAACCUUGCAGUUUGAAAGCACAUCAAAAAGUGCAAGUAGAUAAAUAGGUACUGCUCCAGCGGGAAGGUAAAUGGCGUUUCCGUGCACUGCUCUGGUUUUGGUGUUCCGUUGCGCCAGAAGCGGCUUAGUCAUGCUGGCCACAUGACCCGGAAAAACUGCGGACAAACGCCAGCUCCCUUGGCCUGUAAAGCAAGAUGAGCGCCACAGCCCCAGAGUCGUCUGCGACUGGACUUAACUGUCAGGGGUCAUUUACCUUUACCUUUAAGGCCCACAAACUCACAAACUUCUGUUAACUGCCCUAAACUCAAAAGAUCAGAAACCCCCUCACAGUUCUUAUGAGAUGAUGGUUGCAUUUAUGUUGCAAACCGCUUUGAGAUUUUUCUUUAAAAUAUAAAGCUGUAUAGAAAUUUAAAAAAUAAAAAUAAAUUUUAACACCUAUUCUUUAUCAAGCCAUGUUAAUUAAUCUUGAGCAGAUUAAAUGCGAUUCUGUAUUGUGCCAGUAUAAAAAAUUCAUCUGUCCAGCAGGUGGCAGAAGAACGUAAGGAAACUACAUGUUUAUUUACUAAAAUAUUAUUGAGAGUUUAUAGAUUGUACAAAGUUAUUAUGUUCUUGUAAGUUUCAUUUCUGAUAUGUUCUGUAUCUUAAGACCACACAUUAAAUAAAUUUUUGGCACCCAAAAGACAGACUGAGAACUUGGGUCCCAAUCCCAUGCAUUGCAGUGACACUGCAGCACUUCAGAAAGCAAAGCUAUUCUGUUCUUGUGGUUCCUGUAAAUAAAAUUUAAAAACCACAAAGGAUUUUCCUAAUAACCUUUCUGAAAGCUUCAUCUUUUCUCAGCUUUUCCCUUGGACUGAGUAUUUUUAAAAUCUGUCAUUGUCUGUAGGGAGAUAAAGGAGGAGAAAGGGGACAAGUUAAAUUUAAAAUUGGUUCUUGAGCUCUUAAUCUGUCUUUAUCUACAUGCUGGCUUGAAAUAUUUCUAGGGAAUUUCACCUUUCAGACUAAUUGGUUUCUGUGAAUCUUACUGUAAAAUGGUUGUUCCUAAAUAAGGCAGGGAAGGGGAAGAGGGAACACACAAACCCUUUCAUCAGCCUGAAUACAUCCUGUUCCAGAAUGGACUUUAUCCAAAGAAACAUCCAAAGAAUGCAGGCAGGAGUAUGUGAGGUUUCAAACAACCGUUGUUCAGACAAAGUGAGGAUGAGUUCUGUAAAAUGUUUAAAUCUUUUCCACACCUACACUACCAGAAAGUUACCUAAUGAAGACUGUUUCUUUACUUAUUUUGUAUUAAUACUCUUCAAGCAACAUAGCCGUUUCUGACAAUACCCAGUUCAAUUAGACAUUCUCUAUUCCUUAGGUACUGUUGCAGGAAGUAAGAUGAAUAAGUGCCAAAUUCUGAGAGCACAUUGCAAAAACAAGCUUGAGGGCAUGAUGUGCAUUAAUAAUUGAAAAAUUAAAAGAGCAUCUGAUAACAAUCAUUCCUCUGCAGUUUGAAAUGCCCCUGAUACUGAACUGCUUUCUCAACACCUUAUGGCUUUAAUUUAAUGCAUGUGUCAGCAGUCAGGAAUCUAGAGUACCAAGCAAUGUUAGAGGCUUCAAAGACAGAAUGAUUUUCUGUCCAUAUGAGCUCUUAUCUUUAAUGCAAAGUGCUCUGCCUAAAAUGUUAAAAGUUUGGAUAAUGUUCACGUCUGAUCUAAAAACGUGAACUCUUUUUGCAGUUGCAUUCUGAGGGAGACUUCAUGCCACAAAUAAAGCUGUCCAAAAAGUCACGAAGCUUCAACAGAGAAUGAAGUAAUAGUUUAUAAUACACCUUGAAGGGUCAUGUCCACUUUUACUCUGUAUCUUUGACUACAACAACAAUCUCUGUCUGUUUUGCCUUAUCAUCCCCGCAGAACUGUAGAUCCCCCUUCCAGACCACCUUGGGCAGGGAUUUUCCCCCUCCUUUGGCAGGAAAAGGGGAGGCGAGAGGGAGGGGGUAAUGUUUAGUUUGAUUCCUUUCGCAAUAAAAAAAAUAAAAAGAAGAAAAUAUGUUCAUCAGUAGUCAAAUGCCCUACCUGAACCUUAGUCUGAUGUUUUGAAAAAACACAGGAAGCAGAUGGAUAAGAUGCAUCAUCCCAUUCUGACCUUUCUGUAUUUUUACAUAACAUCUCAAGGUGAUUUGAUGUCAGCAUUCUGAGAAAUGGCAGAGCUUCCAGGUGGUACUUAACGCAUAGCAGUCAAGGUUUCUCAAAAAUGAGCAUAGUGCUAGUCUGUGGGACAUUUGCAGCUAAAUGACAGGUGUGUAACAUUAUCUUUUAAACACCGAUAAUCUUACCAGAUUUGAAAUUCAGCCAAAUACAACACAAAAGCACAAAUGGUAAAGCUUUAAAAACUAAUGCCAUAAGUAAUACUUUCUUUUCUCUAGAAACAAACACGUAAAAACUGGAAAUAGGUGCAGUUCUUGAGCAGCUCUUGGGUAUGUCGCUAUGUGGUUAAGAAGAAAAAGCAAUGUACAUGUCAAAAGUUUAUAACGGAGAAAGAACUAUUAAUUAGAAAAUGGUUGUUAGACAUAUCGUCAGACUUUACUUCUUCAGUGGUGACAGCAUUUUUCAGAGAUUAACAAGACAAUGCUAUACAUGAUUACUUAGAAGUAAAUUGCAACUGUGUUCAGUGGAGAUCUCCCUGAUGCUUCCCUAAGGAAGCUGCAUUGAACUGAAAGACCAUUAGUCCAUCUUAGUGUAUUGCCUACACUGGCUGGCAGCGGCUCUUCACAGCUUCAGAUGUGAGCAUUCCCAGCCUUGAUUCAAUAGAUAUUGUGUGCCACAUUACCUCCCACUGUUGCAGUCCCUAGCACAAUUUUGGAUUCUUUGGGAACAUGCAAACAUGCAUUUAUAUAUUCAUAUCCACCCGAGUGCUCAUGUAGCCUUUUCAAAAGGCAUUGUACCCAUUACCUUUUGGCAAUACCAAUACUUUUUCCAUCCACUUGUCUGUUGUGGUUAUGAUACAUAGGUGCCAUUUUCCUGCACAUAGUGACCUCACUGCUGUUAUCAUACACAAGAUGAAUACAUUAUCUCCCCAUGUCACUGAACCCCCUGUGAGAUUCAGAAGGAAAAAGCAGGGUCCAGUGGGAUCUCAUGUUGUACAACUUUACUUGGUGUCAAAUGAAGGAGAAUGUUUGUAACUUUCUGUUUAGCAAUAAACUUUUUAUUCCCCCCUUAUUUUUUUUCAUUGCAUGGUUGAUCUUACUAGUAUUGUAUUUGUAAUGUGGCAAGCUAGCAAUGGUUAGGACAACUGCAACUCCUCUGAACAUUCCUCCCCACUGACUCAUUACAGUUUGGACGGUUCAGAAAUUAACAGCAAAAAAACAACAACUAUCUCAUUCUGGAGAAGGCUGUGAUAUUCUUUGCAUCAACUCCGAAGGGUCUCUCUCUCUCUCCAGCAUUUAAAGGUAAAUGACAAGACUGUUUCGAGGGUGGAGGUGAUUUCUCUAUCACCAGAUAUAUAUGCUGUACUUACAUUAAUUACAUUGGUGUGCUCUAAUGGGAUUAAUUGCUUAGUGAGCUGCUGGAAAAGAAAGUAAAGCAGCAAUCCUCAAUACCCUUACUGGAGAGUAAGUCUCAUUGAGUGCAGUAAGUAUGCAAAGGCUUGCAUGGCAUGAGUUAAUCCGAGCUAAUAUGUUUCAGUGGGUAGUGGGUGUUUCUAGACAACAAGAACAAAAGCAAUUUUUUGCAGACGCUUUACAAGAACUAGCCUGAUAAAAUUGGCAAGGGUUGUGCCAAUGUCAUUUAAUUUUAUCUGGAAGGUCAUGGGAUUCAGGACUCCCAAUCCCCACAGAUUUGACUCAACAAAUUGCAUGAAGCUGACAAAAUCUGUGUCAAAUUUCACCUCAUUUUUGCCAUGAACCAUAGCAGGAACGACUGUACUAUAAUUGCUCUUCUAGUAAAUCCAUAGCAAAGGGAGAUUGCAAGGGCUGUGGGGGAGAUAUAUAACAGAAAGGCAGAGUUACAUACCAUCAGCAAGCAUCUUCUUUGGCGAUCAUUCAUAGCCAAGGAGGAUUGUCUUCCAUGAACACAGUCUUAACAGUGAGUCCGUAAGUGACUGUGGAGGCCAAUUCUGGAUCCACACGUUCUUCCACAGUGGGGACAUAGGUUUCUGGGCAGGAGUUGAUCACGGUGAGGGUUUACCAAGCGUGCCUUCCUCUUAGCACGUUUCUCCCUUUCAUCCUGAGUUCGAGCGUCUUCAAAGCCCAUGACACCUUUGGUAAAGGCUGUUCUCCAAUUGGAGUGCUUGCAGGCCAGUGUUUCCCAGUUCUCGGUGUCUAUACUACCCUUUUUUAGAUUUGCCUUGAGAGAGUCUGUAAACCUUUUAUUGACCACCAGCAUUACGCUUUCCAUUUUUAAGUUGGUAAUAGAGUAGUUGCUUUGGAAGACAAUCAUCAGGCAUCCGAACAACAUGACCAGUCCAACGAAGUUCAUGUUGAAGAAUCACUGCUUCAACACUGGGGAUCUUUGCUUCCUCCAGUACACUGGCAUUAGUGCACCUGCCUUCUCAAAAGAUGUGUAAAAAUUUUUGGAGGCACCAUUGAUGGAAUCUUUUGAGGAGUUGGAGAUGGCGUUUAUAAGUGGUCCAUGUUUCACCAGUGUACAGUAAAGUUGCUAGUACAAUAGUUUUGUAAGCAAGCAUUUUGUUUUCCCAAAAUCAUCAAGCAUAUCAUCAGGCAUAUCACAGGCUCUGCCCGCUGCAUGUCAAUAUAGCACAGCACUUACCCAUCUUGUGACAUCAUCAUAUAUGUUUCUUUGCCACUGCUAGCAAUAGCUAAUUAUGUGGAGUGAAGGCAGGGAAAAGCAUGAUGUGAUGAUGUCGCAACAACACAGAUCAUUGUUACCUGUUGCACUCAGUCAUGGGGAACUCAAACAUGGCAGUGUGGUUUUCUGUGCCAUCCUUUCGCUGCUAUGAAUGUGUUUUUUGUGGCUAGAGCUCAAACCUGAUCAUUAGUCUUCUGUAAUUAGUCAAUAUUUGGGAGUCCAUACAAUUUCUAUGGGAAAUCAGUGGGAACAGAACUCCCAGUUAAUCUUACCUUAUUUUGUAUCUUGGACCCUUUAAGUUGUAGAUCUUCAAGUGGUGGCAGCGUGACUUACGGUGGAUUGUAUCAGCAAGAUUUCUACCAUUUAGGUUCCAGGCAGAAAAAAUAUAUUCAUCCAGGCCCUUGAGCCUUAGUUUGCUGCUUAUCUUUGGAUAGAGUGGUGUGGAUUUGGGUCUGCUCUUUUAUGCAUAUUCAUUGGUGAGCAUUUAGGUGGUUUCUAUGUUUGUUUUUAAUAGGAGUGCCAGCUUAGCCCCGUGAUUGUGGGUGCCCAGGGCUGUGGGUGCCAUGCACCGUGCAUGGCCCUGGCACCAAAAUUUGUGGUUGCCUGGCCCCUUCAUGGGGAAUUUUGUGGGUGCUCUGGCACCCAGGACCCCAGUGAGUUGGCACCUAUGGUUUUUAAUGUUUGUUUCUGCAAGUCACUUCAAGUUCACCUUUCUGAAAAAAGUGGGUAAUAAAUAGAAACUUUUUUUUUUUAAAUUAAGAACUAAGCCACAUUGCAUAUUUGGGCUAAGGUGAGUUGCAGGUCUGUAAAGAUGAGAAGACUACAAUUCUGUAAGCAUUUAUUUGGGAUGAAGUUCCACUGAACUGAGUGAAAAUGCACUGGAUUGUGUUGGAUAUCUUGCAUAUGAUUUCAGUUUACAAAGCCAACAAUUAAGGGGAAUAACCCUUAUUAAAACCCGUGCAACCCAUUUCAGCUGUGUUUAAAAUUACAAUGUAUUAGCUCUCUCGUACUGAAGAAUCUUUUUUCUGUUGCUUCAGUUUCCACGUAUGCCUAAUUACAGUAUUUCAUUCUAUUUACUUGUAUUGUUUUGUUUCCCCCUAUUAAAAUAUAUAUCAUUAAGGGAGGGAAUCAAAAUAGCAGUGAAGAACCUCAUUCAGGCAGCAGUGUGAUUUUAAGUGUGGCCUUAAUAUCUUUGGACUGGAAGUUUUAACUUCCCAAAGCAGCUAGAUGCCUCUUCUUUGUUUUUGUAUAGUUUGCUUUUUUUUAGUAUAUUUUUAUUAAAGAUUUCUUAGUUUACAAAAUUGCAUGCAUUGUCUCUUUUUUCAAGUUGUGUUUUCUACAGAUCAGUUUCAUUUGUUGUGAGACAUUAGUGUUGCAUACUGUGUUAGGUAAGGAAGAAAAGCGGGGGCAUGGUAAAUGGGGGGGGGUGUCGGGUGGCAAUGCUUCUGUUCUUCUACUUAGAGUAUGUGUGGGGUUUUGUGUCAGCGUCACUUGUGUGGGUUCUCCUCCUAUUCGCUUUUUGUAUUUCCUUGGUGGUGAGAGAGGUUGGGGUGGCCUAGGGUGUGGUUAGUUGUCUUUGGUUGGCUAUUAGAUUUGUUUUUGUUUUUGUAUGUGAGUGGGGUGUGGAUCAGGUUAGCCCAGGCUUCCUCAACCUUGGCCCUCCAGAUGUUUUGAGACUACAAUUCCCAUCAUCCCUGACCACUGGUCCUGCUAGCUAGGGAUCAUGGGAGUUGCAGGCCAAAAACAUCUGGAGGCCCAAGGUUGAAGAAGCCUGGGUUAGCCAGAUUGAUUCAUAUGCUGUCGGUGGAUUCUUCUUGUUGUCUUGUUGGGCCAUGUAUAAAAGGAAACCAUACCAGGUGAAGGUGUCUUCUUCUAUGCCUCUCUUUUGUUCAAGUUGAAAAUGUUGCUGGAAUGCAACUGAGAGGCUUGGAACACAAGGGCAGAACCACUCCGGCAAGAAGAGAAGAAAAAGAAAAAGAACAGUUUGGAUUUGAUAUCCCGCUUUAUCACUACCUGAAGGAGUCUCAAAGCGGCUAACAUUCUCCUGAUAAUGGUGAUUGCUGAAUGUCAUCAUUGGCUAAAUUGACCUCCAGAUGUGCUGAGAAAAUAAACUUGGCAAUGAUUCCACAGCUGCAGACACGGCAUACAUUUAGAACAAAUUACUUCUCCCUAGGAAUGCUGGGAACUGGGAUCCAGCACCUUAACAACUUGCAGUUCCCAGAAUACUGUGUGGAAGUUAUGCUUUAAAUGUAUGGAUGGUUGCAGCAACAGAUGGAUGGCUGAAGUAACUUUCUAACUUGACUGUAAGUGUUUCCAGACAGGAACUUAACACCGCAAACGGGUAGUUUAGAUCCACCCCCGCAAUGUGUGCGUGACUAGCAUCUGAGCAUCCACAUGUUGCCAUAGAUACAGGGCCGGAUUUAGAUUCGAUGAGGCCCUAAGCUACUGAAGGUAAUGGGGCCCUUUAUAUGUCUAGCUCUCCUUUGUCAACAACAAAUUCUUGCUUUUUUGUGUUGAAUAUAUGCUAUAUGGUAAUUUAUAGACCUAAUAGGUAUCUAAAGCCAUUUCCGCAAGCAGAAUGUAGGCACCCUAUAUAUAGAAAUGAGCAAACCAGUGAUAUUUUAGGGAGCAGGCUAGCAGGCGGGGCCCAUUACUUACAUCAUAGGAGCCUACACAACACAAAACACUGUUGCUGUAUGUAGGUUUUAUUUUAUUGGUUGUUUAUCUUAUAUUUUGGAAAUGUACAUCGUGGUUUUUUUUACUUUAAUUUUUUUUUUUUUGCCCCCAAGAGAGUGCAGUCCUAAGCUAUAGCUUGUUUAGCUUAUACAUUCCUGCUCUUGUCGCUGGUCAGAGAGAGAGUGGAGAACCAGAAAUGCUAUAUGCUCCUUCCACCUCAGGAGAGGAGGGGAAAUGACAUCACAUAGAGCCCUCUCUACCAAUUACAUUUCUAUGGUAUGAGUCUCUGCCUGUCAGCAAUACAACUCUGUAGCCUUAACCCCUCCUCAUGCUAAGCAGCAAGAACAUGCGCUGUUAGAUUUGGCUGCUAAUCUUCCACAAUUUGAUUCUCUCCAAGCAAAGCAGAGAGGAAGACAAGAGCACAUCUAGGCUUCCUCUUGUUUCUCUGUGUUUUUUGAAAACAGGAACAUGCCACAAGCACUUGUUUGCAUGUUAAUACUCAGCCAGCACUCUGGUUUCUUUCCUACUUGGAGAAGGGAGAAACAAAGUGGGUGCGAUUUGAGCAAUAUGCAUCGUCAUGUUUGCUUGUUCACAGUAAACCAUAGUUUGGUAUACUAUGUCGGGUGAACCAGCCCAUAGGGUUGAGGAGCACUUAUUCUUCUUUUUUAAAGCUGUAUGCUGCAUUAAAAUAUUUUAGUUCAGAUGAACUUGAUUUCUAGCAAUGCACUUCUUGCCUCAGCUAUGCAAAUGAGGGAGCAAACAGCAGGUCCUUGAUUUUUUCUGCAAAUACUGUGCUGAGUCAUCAGCAGCUAUGCUUGUACUUCCUGCUGACACAAGAUGUUGUUUUCUUUUGCAGGCUCAUCAAAAUGAAAAAUUGGAGUUUAUUUCAUUUGUUUCUCCAGACUGUAUUGAUAGUAGGCACAGCUGGCUUGGUAAGUUUUACACAAUACAAGGAGGAUUUGUAGUUUCUUCUCACUGUAUAAUAGAAAAAAAAUGAGCUUAUUCAUACUUGGAUCCUGUUGAGUUCAGAGGUGACAUUUGGCUUAAGCUGAUAGUAGAAUCAUAAAAUGCUAUAGUUGGAAGGGACCACAAGGGUCAUCGUCCUACCCCUCAACAGUUUAUAAUUGCUACUUUUAUGCAUUAAAAACGUCAGAUCAGAACUAUUCCCUCAGAGUUCCUGUUUUAAUUCAAGAUGGUUGGUUAGAGGGCUUGCUCUCCAGAUAAGGACAGCUUCUUACACAGAGGUUUUUUUUUAGUUGAACAUGAAAAUAUGAGUCUAAAGAUAUAUUAAAAGAGAAUAUGUAGACCAGAGAUGAGCUGCAUAUGGUAGAUUUCUGGAAGUAGCUCUUACUGAAGUCCUCAGAUGUUCAAAUAUUCUUGUUAUUAUAUUUUCACUGGUGGUACUUGCAACAAAACGUUGCAGAUUGCAGCCUUAUCCUCCAUGAAUUUGUCCAAUCCUCUUUAAAAUCCACCUAACCCCAAAGAGAACUAAAAUUUAAGAAAUCUGGACACAACCCUUGAGUUACAAAGAAAAAAUGCUUCUUUAAUUGUUCUUAGUGGGUUCUUCAAAUGUUCUUAACUCGAUACUGAGUAUAAUGGGUAUGGGGUUGCUCGUGCGUAAGUUGCCGCCUCUCCUGGCUAUGUUGCCUUGUUAAACCUUUCUGUCUGGACAGCCCUUCAAUUUGUGGCUGCCUCAGUCGCUAGCAGAAUCCAUCAGUGGGCGUUUCUUAAACCUCUUCCAACAUAAAAGUUGUUUGACGCCCAGUCUCCUCCUACUCUCCCUGCGUGGAAGUCUUCUGCGCAGGGAGGGCGUGGGUAGCGGAGGACCCGUGCUCUCCCCGCUGGUGUCCAGUGAAGAGUCCUGGAGCCCUCUCGCCGAUUCCCCAUCUGCCCCCCUUUAUCCCUGGUGUAACGUUGAUUUGCUUCCCCCUCUGCUGAACUGCCUCUCUCCCUGCUUGGUCCUUCUCCAGCAUCAUUUGAGAGCCUUCCCUCUGCCUCAGGCUCCGAUGUCAGUUCCCUGACACUGAGUAUCUUAAGUUCCAAAGUACUAAGAAUACACAACAUUUUAUCUUCAUGAUGUUCAUGGAAAGGAGGAACAAGGGUGCCUUCAUGGUUGGCUCUUUUAACCUGACAUAAACCUUCCUUGAGAGAACGUAUCGGAUGGAUGUUAGCUUUUAAUCGGCCAUGCACAGCUGUAAAAUAAAAAGUUUCUGAAUGCAUUAAUGGCAGCAGCUGGAAUAAAUGUGAUUGCAUGUCCAGACCGCAGGAUUUGACAGCAGCUGUUUAAUAUCUGGCUUGGAGUUUAGAAAAAAACCCAAAGUCAAUAAAGUGGGCAGAGUCCGUUACACGCAAUCUGUUUCCAAUUAAUGACAUAGCUAUGAUCUAAAUAGCAUUCCCCCUGAUGAUUAUGUUAUGUUUUUCACUGUUCCUUUCAAGGGGCUUUAAAAGGCAAAGGAAAACAAUACCUGACCACUCCAAACCUGUGUACUUCUGAAGUCCUUUUUUCUAGUUCUGUAACGUUCCAGUUUAGCAGUUUAAAGUCCAGUUACCUGUGAGGCAUUUUUACACAGUGGUGAACUGAAAUGAGCAAGCCUCAAGAGCAUAGGACCUUGCAGCUGUGCUGCUUUCUGGUAAUGUUUAGAGAACUGCCCUUGUGACUUUUCCCCAGAGGGAGCAACUCUGGCAUUCUAAACAUGAGAAACUCGCCAUUGCCCUUAAAUGACUUGUUGGAAAAUCAGUGGGAGGCAAGGAAGCUGCUUAUUAUCUCUGAUCUUAUGUAUUGACAUUAAUUGUUUGGAACCACCCGCCUUCCAAGCGCUUGGAGACUUCUGAGAGAUGGUAAAUCUGCAGAACAAUAGCCAGGGCCAGCCCGGAAAUUUUGGUGCUUGAAGCAAAGGAAAAAAUGGACCCAAGCCAACUUGACUGUUAGCUGAAUCUUCCUUCGACACUGGUGAUGGGACGACAUCUUUCAUUGCAUUUGAAGGCAACAGGCUACUUUAGGGGUUGCGUGGGGCAUGAUAUCUGUUGCACAAACCUCACUUAUGCUACCCAACCCUCAGAUGCUGCUGCUUGUGGGAGACUGCUGUUUAUACCCAUGGAAUUUGUGUGGAGGGCCCUUUGGGGUGUCUAUUCCAUAUCACAUUCUAUUUUGCCUCUAUAUGGAGCCACUGGAGCUAUCACCUAGGGAUCUGGAGCACUAUAUCACAUAUACACUGAUAACACUCAUCUUGGUCUCCAUUCUGUCUGAAUUGGGAGAGGCUGGGCAGGUGUUGGACUAGUGUCCAGAGGCGGGGGGGGGGGCCUGGAUGGGGGGUGGCGGCAAAUAGACUGAAUCCUGACAAGACAGAGGUGUUGCAGUUAGGUGGUUUUCAUGUCUGGGAAUUGGGGAGACUACCUGUUCUGGGUGAAGUUGCACUCCCCCUUGAUGGUACAUAAUUUGGGGGUGCUCCUUGAUUCCAAAAUUGAGGCGCAGGUGCCUUCAGUGCAUGCCUAAAACAUAAAUCCCUUUCCUUAAAAGGGGGAGGCAGCGAAGAAUCCUGUAGCACCCUAAAAGGCUAAUGUUUAAUAUGGCAUGUCAUAAGCUGUAAGCUUAGGCCAAUCACAUUCAUAUGCCUUUAAAGUGCUGCUGGAUUAUGAGUUGUUUUUUAUUCAGCAAAUGUAACACAGGUACCUUACUGGAACUUCUUGCUUAUAAGUGGAUGACUGUUCUGCUUUAUCACACGUCCAUGCUAUUAUGAGACACAUACACAAAAUAGCCAUCUCAAGUAUGCCUAAAAUACGCUUUGUUUUUGAAAUAUGAAUUUGAAUCUAGACAAGAGCAGCCUUGUUCUGUUCCCUACUAAACAGCUAGGAGGUGUUCAGACUCGGCCAGCAGCCUGCUUCUCGAAAGGACUGCCCUAGUGGUGUAUUUAUGAGGGCUGCACUCGUUCACAAAUGUAUUGCGCUCAUUCACGAAUGAUCCCUGUACACUGACAUAGACCGGGGUGGGGAACCUCUGGUCUGUGGGCCAGGGGGGUCCAAUUUAGCCUGGGAUAUCUUUUUCCCAUCACCAUGACCAUCUGUCAAUCAGCUGGCAUCACUGGGCAGUAGCGGAAUCCAGUUCUGCUGGGUACUGCUUUGCCAACAAGUUACCCCACAGGCCAACUUUGAUAGGUUGCUGGGAUUGCCUGACAACAUCAAAACUUCAGAAGAUGGGUGGGUGGGUGGUCUUGCAUACCUAUCAGAAAGUUGCCCAGUGUGGAGAAAAGGCUCUGCUGUACUGGGCGAAAAGGGUUCUCCACCCUUGAUAUAGACCCUAGUAUCUAGUGCUGCAAAACUGGUCAGUCGGUAGAGCAUGUGACUAUUAAUUUUAGGGUUGUGGUUUCAGUCCUCACAAAGAUUCCAACAUUGCAGGGUGUUGGAUUGGAUGAUCCUUAUGGUCCCUUUCCAACUCCUGAAUUCUAGAAUUCUUUGCUUGGGUGUGUUGCAGUUGCAAAGCCAGAAGAGGGAGCAUGUGUGUUGCAGCACAGAUUUCUAAAUUCUCCUGAGCAAAGCUUAAGAGAAGAGGCUAUGUAAGUAACUGCAUAUUGACCGAAGCCUAUCCCAUCAAAUAGAUCUAAUAUUUGACAUGGGGGACUUCUCCUUCAUGCUUGAUUACUACACCAGAACUCUGGCCAGUGAACAGUAUGAAGAAUACACAUUUUGUAUCGUUACGCAUUAUUUGUGUGCAGCUUUCAAUGCUCGAGGAAGCCAUUGAAAUGAACACUGCACAAAACAGUAGUGAUGGUCAUUUCCCCCUUUUAAAUGCAUUCAAACAGAGACCAAGCCUUUCCUAACAUCUGUCUACAUAUAUGGUACUCUAAAGUGAAAAGCCAUUGCUUUACUUUGUGCAUCUCUGCUCCCUUUCAUAAAUGCCAUUAGCAAAUAAAACACCCCCCCCCACAAAAAUAACAACAAAACCCCCUAAUUUGGAAUUGUAGUCAGUUAUGUGUUCUGCAGACACUAAAUGCAGAAGGUUCCAUGUUCAAUUUCUGGCAUAUCCAUGUACUGUAGGCUUGGGAGACCUGCUGCCAGUUUAAACUAGGAAUGGGGAACCUUCUCCAGACCAAUUGUCACCUUACCUUCUAUCUGAUCUUAAAGAGACCACAUGUCAGUGGUGGGUGGGGCCUGAGGCAAAAGUGGGCGGAGCAACAAAUGUGCAUUUCACCUCUAUGUGCUCUUGCUCAUCCUUUUCAGUCUUCCAAACAAGAGGCAUUAUCAGAGUUCAAUGGUGCAUGCCCGCCAAGCAAAAACAUUCAAGCAGAGUACAAAGAUGCAAAACAGAGCCAGGGGAGAUGUGGUUAGCGAGGGUGCAAGGAAGAGAUUCAAGGGUCAGACAGAAAGACUAGGAGGGCCACAUUCAGUGCCAAGGCCUGAGGUACCCCAUCUCUGGUGUAGACAAUAAUAAUCUAGAUGGACCAAUAACUUGACUCCCCAUACAGCAGCUUCCUAUGGAUUCUGCAUCCAUCCAGCUGUGUAAGAUGCUAAUUUCCUCCACAUAUCAAUCCUGCCUGUAUAAAAUGGGGAUAAUGCAUUUGUCUUUAUCCUAAGGUAUGCAAUACGCCCUUUUAAAAUGUAAGUUUUUUUGGGGGGGUUAUUGGGUGGUUGUUUUUAUUUUGAUUAUAUAUUUUGUGGUUUUAUAUUUUGAUUUUUUCCUGUGAACUGCACUGAGACCUCCGGGUAUAGGGUGGUAUAUACAUCCAAUAAAUAAUAAUAAAAUAAUAUGGGAGGCAGCUGAAUCAGUAUAUUAGUCUAUUAAGCCUUUAGUUCAGUGUUUCCCAAACCUGCGUCACCAGCUGGUUUUUUUUGGACUGCAAUUCCCCUAACCCCUGACCACUGGUUCUGCUAGCUAGGGAUGAUGGGAGUUGUAGUGCAAAAACAGCUGGAGACCCAAGUUUGGGGAAAACCGCUUUUGUUGGUUAAUAGGUAGAUGAUUUUAAACAGCGAGAUCCCUUUUAAUCUGUUGGUCUGAGACAAAUUAGGAGCACAACUGCCUGUUUUGAUUGGAACACCCAGUUCCGUCUGAAGUUACACUGAAUCAGUUAACUACACAACAAACCAGCUAAAAUGUAGAUAAUUAAUCGGGUAAAAAUCCUUUAGUCAGUUGGCAGCACUGGUGGAUAAUAUAGCAGCUACGAAUCUAGGAAUGGUGCAACACCUGAGCCUGCAAGGGGCUCCACUCUUUACACUGAAGUAGCAUCACAGCCAACAGGCAGGCAAGUUCCCUUCUCUUCCAGAGAGAAUUGUUGGAGCAUUACCGAAGCUGCUUUGGACUGGCACCGAGCCCGUCCCUCUGGAAGAGUUUCCUGACAAGCUGCCUAAUCCCGCCGCAUGUUUUCCAGGCUGUUCUCCACUGCCAUAUAUUGGAUUGCACUCAAGGGUAGGAAUUAAAUGAAAAACAAACAUCUGAGAUGCAACACAAAUAUUUAAAAGGGAAGGCAUGCAAUCAAGAUCGCUCCAGCAUCAACAUGCCUCGAGCAACAAACGCUUAUUUAAAGCAACCUAGGAAUGAAUACUGAAGGCAAGAGGGAUCUAGUCUAUAAAUAAUAUUCUGUUUUGAAUUUUUCCUCCAUGUAGAAGUUUCAGAAUCAUUGCUGCUCCUUCCUCCUCCUCCUCCUCCUCCUCCUCCCUUCCAAUGUAGCUCAUUUCCUGCUAUUAGGCAACAAAACUGAAUUACGUCUUUUGUAGUGAAAAAAUGAGGGGAGGGGACUCCAACGAAGUCUGGUCCUGUGCAGAAGUCUUCUGUUUCACUGCAAGCAACACUAUGUAAUUAUGACCCAGAUUGUGUAUGUAUUUCCUGACUGUAGUAACAAAUUCCUACUUUUAAGUCAAGCCAAAAUGUAAUUAAAUUGGAGAGGGGGGUGGGAUCUCGUAUGUUUUAACCAAGAAAAUUCUGCUGUAGAAUUGCACUGAUCUAAUAUGUAGUGUUGUCCCAUCAAAGAAAAGAGAACACUAAACAGAACGAUGUGUUGAUAGAUUGGCACAUAGAUAGAUAGAUAGAUAGACAGUCUUUUUUUUAGAACCAAAUGGAUAAUUUCAAACCAGGAAAAAGGGCAAAAACAGCAGCACAGAAUGAGCAUGGAUAUUAAAGACAAUGUGUGUGUCACUUGUUGCUAUCUUCAUAUGGAUAAGGCAAGUUUUUCUGCAAUGUUUAUGUAAAUUCACCAGUUAUUAAUACUGGCUGGAUCAAUGGAUGCAUGUAGCUCCUACAAAAUACCAGCUUUGAUUGAAUUCCCUUCUGUGGGGCACUCAUGCGUCUUAGACACACAGAGUUUUCUUUGUCUGAACUCCAUAUUCCUUGCUCAAACAGGGUUACCUUUUUGAGCACAAAAAGAGUCUGUUCCACAAAGCUUUCCUGAUGAACUGCUACCACCAAUUCCACGUCAAAUGAUUAAUCACAACUUUAGCUAUGAAACCUUGCACUACUAAUUAAAGAGCAUAUUGCAUUCCUUAUUUUCAAAUAGGCUCAUGGACCUGAAUGUGAUAGGCAGUGAUAGGUGGGAAACCUGGGUGCAAUGGGUUUGUGCAUCUGGCGGUUAACCAGAAGGUUGGUGGUUCGAGUCCACCCAGGGACAGCUUUGGGCAGGAUUCAUGCAUUGCAGCAGGUUGGGCUAGAUGACCGUCGGCGUCCCUUCCAACUCUACAAUUCAGUGAUUAUAUACUGCCACUAUUUUCACGUGGGCAUCAAUAACCUAACAGAAAAUUCAGGUUGUGCAGUUAAAGUUGAUUUGGAGCUCUUGGGCAGCAAAUGUGCUUCCCCUUUGAAAUCAGAAUUUUUACGAUAAUGAAAGCCAUUGAAAAUGCACUGGCAAGGGUGCGAUAAGAGUUGCUCAACACAACAUUGUCUAACCUCUCUGGAUGCAAAUAGGAAUGCAUGUUCAAUAAACAGGUUUGUCUGGAAGUGACCCAACAGUUCACUAAUGCUUCUCCAUCCUCCUUCUUCCAUUAAUGAACUGCUCCAGCAGACUUUAGAGAGUUGUUUCCAAGAGCAGCUGAAACUCCAGGCCCAGGUGAGACUUCUGGAACAAAGUGUGAAGCAGCAACAAGCCAAGAUUGUGCAGCUCUUAAUCGAGAAGGACAUGCAGUACAGAGAUAAAGGAAGUGAAAACAGUGUUAUUGAUCUGGGAGAAGAAAGAGAAUAUAAAGGUUUGGGCUAAAUCUCCCUCCCUCUCUCUCUGCUUUUCAAAUAGACUCCACCCAGUCAUUGUGCCAAACCAUGGCAUGCAGCUACCAUAGCCUGAACUUCCAAAAGUUAAACCGGCAAAUCCCAUUUUUUGAGCAGCUUGCUUCCUUUAAUUUUUCCAUCCGCUCAGCAGCAUAUUCAAUAAAUGCAGCAGCCUUUAACAACAGAGGGUGGCUCCAGAUUGUCAGUAUUUAAAGAGAGAGAAUCAAGCACAUAACCAGAAUUUUAGUUUGGGGCGAUGCGGAUUAAAGGGAACUGUCACCCUAGCUAAGCAAAUCCACUUUUUAAAAAAAAAAUCCGAAUUUAAGCAUUUAGGAAAGUUGACGGGGAAAUGUGUGGAAAACUGUGGGGUGAACAAAUGACUUGAUGGCAUGACUUUUCCGGGAGUAAAUGUCAUUUAUUUAUUUUAAUGUACACAAGACACAUGCAUAUCCAGCUAGCCAAGAGAUCUGGAGUGAUCUCUGAGACCUAUUGAGAAGAGUGGCAUGCACUUUGUGCAGUCCUUCAGACAGAGGGUUGGAAAGCAGGACCUGUGUGGCCUGUCAGUGAUGCCAUGUUGCCCUGCUGUCAGGGCUGCAUCAACUGCAGGUCAGCACAGAGACUUAGAGAUGAGCAGUAAAGGGGAUUCUUUAUUCCAGGAAACAGAAUGCAAACAGAGGAACCUUUGGGCAAGACUGGCUCCCAGCAAAGCAGUUGCCAUAGUAUUGGCGAUAUGGAUGGGGCUUGUAUACACCAGGGGUCAGCAAACUUUUUCCACAGGGGGCCGGUCCACUGUCCCUCAGACCUUGUGGGGGGCUGGACUAUAUUUUUGGGGGGGAAUCCCCCCCACGACUCUCCCCUCCCUUCUCCACAGCACCGGAUGUGCCCCGGGGACUGCUUACCUGUGCCUUGCGAGCGGCAGGGGCUGGCGGUGGCGGAGGGACGAUGAGCUGUGCAAAAGGGCUGGCUGUGGAGAGGAGCUGCUCUGCUUUAAAUGGCGCUCAGCCAACCAUAGCUCCUGUGCCUUGCGAGCAGCAGGGGUUGGUGGCAGCGGAGACAACGAUGACGAGCGGUGUGAAAGGGCUGGCUCUGGAGAGGGGCUGCUUAAAAUGGUGCUCAGCCAACCAUGGCUCAACAAAGCCCAGCCCCCUUCCUCCUCUAGGCAGGGCAGGGAGAAGCCAGGAGGAGGGAUGGAGGAGGCCCCUUCACGGUGUGUGUGAGGGACAGGGGGGGAAUGGUGCAGCCCGAACGAUCAGAAUCCCCAUGCCAAUCCACGUGGCGAUUCCUGGACUGUCCGCGGGCCAGAUCCAGAAGGCAAUUGGGCCGGGUCCGGCCCCCGGGCCUUAGUUUGCUGAGCCAUGGUAUACACCAUACCUUUAAAGCACAUCCCCGCCAACGAUCCUGGCAGCUGCAAUUUACCCCCCGCAGAGCUAUAAUUCCCAGCAAAUGGCAGUGAGAAAGAUGCUUUGGUGGGGUGUUUUGAAGGUAUAUUGUAUAUGCAGCCACCACUAUUCCCACACUGAGAAAUAAAUAGUUAAUUUUUACCAUUGCAAGACACAAAAAUGGAGGCUAGAAGGUAAGCUGGGCUUCCAGAUAUGCAUGGUCAAUCUGAGCUGGGAGGCUGCAAAUAAAGAGAGAAAGGCUUUUUUGGGUUUUGUACAAAUAAUAUGCUUUCAAUAAACCUUAGUCUUCAAUAAAGACCAAGUCAGCAGUAACAGUGGAAAAGGAUUUGUGGGCUAAACAUAUAUAAUUAGGAAUUUGUUAACUCCAAUUUCCAACUGUUUCCCUUGUAUUUAUUUAACCAACAAAUGACUUGAAAUCUUCCGGGGGUUUAGCCUGAAACAGUUCAACCGAGAUCAUGGAACAAGACCAUUUGAAAUGGCAAAUGUUAGCUUAGCUUUCUAGGCAUAUCAUGUAUCUCUGGGUGAGGCAAUCCUGCACCCACUUAAUUGGGAGAAAGCCCUGUUGAACUCAAUGGGACUAACAUUUGAGUAGAUGUAUAAAAUGUCAGAAUCCAAUACAGACCCCCUUCCAAGUGUCUCUCUGCGUAUAUUAUAGUGGUAAUGAGAACAAGACCAAUUUUCAUUAUUUGGAAUGACUGUUGUUUUGGGGCAAUGCAGAUUGUGCGGAGAUCUAUAACGCUGGACACAAACAGAGUGGAUAUUACAAGAUGAAACCUCUUGAGAGCCCCAGUGGAUUCUCUGCCUACUGUGACAUGUCACAAGGAGGAGGGUGGACGGUCUUUCAGAGACGGUCAGACGGGAGUCAAAAUUUUGAUAGGUAAGUGGUGGGCUUAAAAUCAGAACUAAGUCAUAGGCACAUGGAAGGAGGUUAAUGCUAAACCUUCUAUCCCUGUACUAACUCCUGAAAGUGAAAGAUGCAAUGUAAUAUCCAGUGCUUCUCUUUGAUGAUCCUGGAGAAGCUACGUCCAUACACACUCAUGACUCUUGCGUCAUUUUCAUGUCUGACUUCAGUUCGCUUUCUUCUAUCUAAACCUUUCCUAAUCCAAAUAUAAAAACUGGGCUGGUGUCACAGGAGCUUUCCAGUCAGUAUCUGACAGUUCAAAGUUGGAGUUAACACUUUUUUAAAGCAAAAACACAAUAUCCACAGACUUGGUUGAGUGUCAGGCCCAAUGAGCACGGCGGCGCAUUCCCGGUAGAUCUGGCCCCUUGUAUCAGUUGCAGAGACAAAGUCCCCGCCUCCCCACAGUCAUCUAAGUCGUCACCUCUCCAGGGCUUUUUCCAAGCAGUUGGAGACUUUACCAGUGUGCAGCCAACCUCUUCUCUGCCCUUUUCAUGCCUCUUCUGGUUCUGGAUGACAAGAGGGUAGGGGACCUUGUCGCAGCAGGAAGAGGAGACACCUGUGACUCUUCACCAGCCUGACUCAUCUCUGCCUCUUGGCCUCCCUGCUUUCACUCUCUUACUUCAGCUUCUGCCUCUGAUUUUGGACUUCUCUCUGCCACAGGCUCUCCCAGCUCACUAAGCCCUGCUACCGCUUCAGCUUCCAUCACUUCCUCUUCUCCCUAUGACCACCCAUCGUUGUCCCACCACCACUCCCCAGGCUCUGAGCCUUCUUCUCUUUGUGGUUUCCCAGCUAGUUCCAAACACCAUUCCUCUGUGUCCAACUAGACCCAUGAGAAGUUGGCUAAGAUAAGCAUUCAGUUUACCACCACCGAAAAUUGUAUUUAUUUAACAGCUGAGACAGGGUCCUUUUUCUAAUUUUUCUCAUGCACCUCAAAGAGUUCUGUGUGUGGAGUUAAGACUGCUUUAGUUCCCUGGGGACUAUGACAAGGUUAGUAAAAGCCUAUGCAGGACUUUCUUUCAGACACUGAAUGGUAGGAGUCUGACUCCUGAUACCCAGCGCUGAGUAAGUACGACCUCACUCAGAAUCUCUAAGUGUCCCUAUUUUUCAGGGACGUCCCUGAUUUAGAGAAGCUGUCCUGGUUUCUGAUUUGCUCCCAGAAUGUCCCACUUUUCCUUAGGAUGUCCCUAUUUUCAUCGGAGAAAUGUUGGAGGGUAUGGAGUUAUCUGACCCCUGAGCCGUCUGAAGUCAAUUCUGUAUAGGGAAGUUUUUUUAAUGUUUAAUUUUCUAUAAACUGGUGAGAGUGGCUGGAGCCACCCAGUAAGAUGUGUGGGGUAUAAAUAGUAAAAUUAUCAUUAUGGAAUGGGACUUCCCUAUUUUCAUCGGAGAAAUGUUGGGGGGUAUGCCGCACUCCCACUGAAGUUGGGGCACAUGACCUAUUAGGGCCCAAGAUGCCAAAGGCAUUCCUAGCAGGCAAAUCUCCAUGCAUGGCAUCUUCACAAAACAGUAGCAGCAAUUUUUUCACCCAGUCAAAUAGAAACUAAUAUUCCUAUUUCUGAGGGAGUGAAGCUAUUGGAAACAACAGAGGUUGCUGUGAAAUAUACCCAGAAGCAUGUCCCUAAAUAUACUGAUAUAAUACUGGGGAUUUGCUUUCAUUAGGAGACUGUGCAACUCAAAGGGGUCUUUCAUUAAAGAGCGUCUGAAAAUCCUCUUGGUUGUAAUAAAUAUAUAUUUUUUAAUAAAGACCAGUUAAUAAUCCUCUUGGAGUGACCCAAAUCAGAAGUUUACAUUUUGUUUUCAGAGACUGGGCUGAGUAUGAACAAGGUUUUGGUGAUUUUGCUUCACCAGAUGGUGAAUACUGGCUUGGAAAUAAAAAUCUCCACUAUCUGACCUCUCAGGGUAAGAAGGCCUGCUUAGUAAAUGUUCAUUAAGGUAAAGUAAACCAAUGAUGACAGAAACAUUGCUGAUUGUGUAACGCUAGAAACAAAGGCUGGAAUCAACCAUUUAAUUUCCCCAACGUGGUUGUAGCUGAUUUGCUUUCUCUCCCCCCUGUGGGCUUAAUUAGGCCUGCCAGGCCUCCCCACUUGAAUCCCAGUAUGGUUUGGCCUAAACCAUGCCCAUCGUGUGGGGCAGGGAGGGAUGGGGAAGAAUUUGAUUCCAUUUGCAUUUAUGGACAAAUGAUCAAAUUCACACUUUCCAGGGGUGGGGGGAAGAACCAAAACAAAAGCAUCUUUCAAAAUUUGCAGUUAUCCAAAUCUUGAGAUGCAGUUCUCCAAUGAAACAAAAUGGUGUUUGUUAAGAGAAAUUUGCACUAAAAUGCUGGUCAAUUUUCUGGAGGAUUUAAAUAAAUAAUUUGCAAAUUGCUGCAGAAAUGUGGACAACUGAUUUUAAGAUUGGAGAGAUGAGAAACUGAGAGAACCAAAACUGACGGAUCCUUCCAUCCCUAGGGACAAGUAAACCUAGGUUAAAAUUAGGGUUAAAAUUAAGCAGGAAGAAUCAGAAGCAGAUUUUUGGUGUGCUCCUGAUAUUUCCUUCUUAGCUGCUGGUCGAAUUUAACACUUCUUGAAUCUGACACCUUAUAAGGCACCAAGUCAAUUGAAUGGAAGCUCUCUCGGCUCCAAUGGAUAAUUUAUCCUCAACACUGUCGUUGUUGUUUUUCAGGGAAUUAUACCUUGAAAAUUGAUAUGUCUGAUUUUAUGGAUGAACAGCGUUUUGCACAGUAUGAAAAUUUCAGAGUUGGAGACGAACAGGUAAUAAAAUGCACUUCGUUAACUGACACCUUGGCACUUCUAAUAGAAAUUAGGAUUAUAAAUACAGUGGUACCUCGGGUUAAGUACUUAAUUCGUUCCAGAGGUCCGUUCUUAACUUGAAACUGUUCUUAACCUGAAGCACCACUUUAGCUAAUGGGGCCUCCUGCUGCUGCCGCGCUGCCGGAGCACAAUUUCUGUUCUCAUCCUGAAGCAAAGUUCUUAACCUGAGGUACUAUUUCUGGGUUAGCGGAGUCUGUAACCUGAAGCGUAUGUAACCUGAAGCAUAUGUAACCCAAGGUACCACUGUACAUAUGGGGGGGCAAAUGUUGCAUCUUAGAAAUAUGAAACACUUUCUAAUCUAUCUUAACUUUUUCUCCUUCACCUUAAACACCUGCUUGCCUUUUAUAUUACCCCCACAGCAUGUUAAGUGAAACUGUAUGAGAUAUUUCUGCUUGUAAUAAUUACGACUGGGUUGCGCGCAUGUUUUUCUGACAAAGUUCUUUGGAUGCCGAGGUUGCACCUUACUGCUUCAGAUUAUUUUUUCUUCCCUCCCUCUAUCAACCAGAGCUCUUACAAGAUGAACUGUGGGCAAUACUCUGGAACAGCAGGAGAUUCCCUCACUGGGGGGUUUCACCCUGAAGUUAAAUGGUGGGCAAACCACCAAGGAAUGAAAUUCAGUACAAAGGACAGAGAUAAUGACAACUACGAAAAGAACUGCGCUGAAGAAGAUAAAGCUGGCUGGUGGUUUAACAGGUUAGUUAACUCCCUCUCGGCCCCUCAUUCUGCUUGCACUUGAAGUAUUUUAUUAUCAUUUCUAUUCUACAUGCAUUUAUUCUAGGGAUGGGGAAUAAAUUUGGUUCAGUUCUCACACAAUGUCAACCUGCCUGAUUUGCACUGCCCAAAUAAUCUGCAAGCCAAAAAAGCAGCUACUCUUCACAAUCCGUACUUCUCCGAGUUUUACUAUGUGGCUAUCUAACCAAACAAUGUCUCCAAAAUUGUAAUGUAUUUAUUUGGGGGUGGGCAGGAGUGUGUUAAAAUGCGCAUGUAACACAAAUAAGUGUUAUAUUAGGGGGAAAUACCAUGACCGUUCUGGGCUACCUUGCAUGAAAUACACCUUUUGCUACUCAGGCCUAUGACCGCAUAACAAAGAAUUUGUAUCACUGCUUUGUAUUUCCCCAACCUGCCUUCUCCUAAUUCUGGGGAAAGGCCAUGUGUCAGAAUGUAGGUGAUGCUAUAAAACAAGCAUGUCCAAGGUGUCAACCGCGAUUGACCAGUCGAUCCUGGAAUGAAUUCUGGUCGAUCGCCAUGCCCCUCCACUGGAGAUGUACCUGAGCAGCCACAAGCUGGUCCUGAACUCCUCUUACAGGAGGGGCUGUUUUGAUGCAUGUGUGCCUCCUUGCACCCACCCCUGCCAUAGCAGGGGGAAGUAGCUGGUGUUGGGAACAGCAGGCAGUGCCUGCCCCACCCAUCUCUGCUGCCCACCCUGCAACCAUUCCUGCCCCCUCAGGAGAAGCAGCCAGCGCCCGCUCACCCUGCACCCAUCCCUGGGUGAUAGAUCACUGCCAGUUUUUAUACUGGAUCGUAGAUCACAGCCUACUUCAGGUUGGACAUACUUGCUAUAAAGCAAGAAGGGGAAAUUUCAAGUGAGGUAUGGGUAUACUAGAUAUCUCAUUUGGACUACUGCAGUGUGCUCUUGGAAAAGUCAAAUGAUGGAAACUUCAGCUGGUUUACAGCGCUGCAGCCAGGCUGUUGACUGAGGCCAAUUAUAGGAAGCACGUGAUUCAGGUUACACCAGCUAUGCUGGCUCUGGUUUGAGUCUGGACACAAUUCCGAGUCCUGGUCCCAAGCUCAAAAUGGCCAGCUCCCCCCCCCCCACUGGAUGGGCAUUGUCAUUCAAAUGGUGUGUGUGCACCACAACAUGUGAUCAAUUAUGUGGGGCGGGGCUUACCUGUGUCUCUCCCCCCCCCCCAUAUUUUAUUCAAGUUGGCACACUUCCUGGUUGCCAUAAAAAAAAAAAUAAUGUGCACUUACCCAGUUUUUAGAAGGCGUUAUUGUUAAACAUUCCAAUAUUGCUUACUACAAUAUUGCUUUACGUUAACUUCUUUCAACACUUGAUUUUAUCAGUAACACAAUGUAUAUUUUACAUAAAUCGUUUAGAGGUCCUGAUGAUUAAGCUGUGUGUGUGUUAUAUUAGCAAUCUUGUCCAUUUUUAUGGAAAGCUGGGUGCAGCUAUAAGGAAAAAUAGUAAUUACCAUAAUAAACAAAAGCUUCCCCUGCUUCUAUCCACUGCCGCCACCUGCACCCUAAAAAAAACCAAAAAACCAGCCUGGGGGGAAAUAUAGCGUUGCACUAAGACAAUUAAUUGUUCCAUCAGUGCAAUCAUUUCUGUUUGCUAGACGGAAUGAUCACCCCUCUGCUGCCAUAGUGCCCUGUUUUUGGGGUUCUCCCAACCCUCCCAAGUGGAUUUGGGGAGGGUGCAGGGUUAGUACAGGAGGAGGAGAAGGGGAAAAGUCCUGUUUCAUUAGUAGGGCUCAAGCUGAUUUCCGCUAGUACAACAACUCCGUUAAAUCUGGCCCAUUGCUUUUUGGGGAAAAGGCUGCUGUGAAAAAGUCGUUGAGGGUGCAAAACAAAUGGGGGGACUCAGCCCUCCUUUCCCGCAUUCCCUUGCUGCCCUUUAAGUUGCCCAAUGCCCGAUUUCAUAUUAAAUGUGCCACAAUCCGAUUCUGACACACACGGACAGGUCUGCCACUGCCACGUCUCAUCUGGCCCCUUGCCAGAUCAGAUGUGGCAUUGGUUUGGAAAUGUAGGGCAGGUUAGCGCUGGAAAUGAGUUAAUAAAUGUUAACGGGGUUAUUUUUUAAUCCCUUUGUCCAGAGAGACUUCGCACGUUUUUAGCAACGUCACGGAGACCUGCACAAAAUCAGUCAGGCGAGGAAGACUCCUGGAUUAGUAGCGGCAUACAUAAGAAAACUUUAAUGGCAGCUGCUGAAAGAAAAGUCAUUAGAUUUAAAAAUAGUAAGCUAAUAUAGUUAUGCAACAACUACAGAAUAAAUGUGCUUGUUCCUUUGGAAAUGAGUUGCCUUUUACCAUUUUAGAGCAAUCUAAAUUCGCUUGGCAAGGGUUGUCCAUCAAAAUUAGCUACAAUGUUUGUCUAUGUCACCCUUUAUUUGCUCUGCGUUUUUGUGGGGAAAUUGCCCAGACCUGUCCCUUACCUAAUAACUCACAGGCCAUGUCACCAGUGACUGCAAGUGUCAUCCAAGCAGUCCUAAGUGGGGCUGAUCCAAAUCUAAAUCUUUUUACUCUCGUCAAUGCUAAAAUAAUAAAAGGGAGGAAAUGAACCUGUGUGUAAAUCCUGUUUGCAGCGAACUCAAAUCUUCCACUGACUUCAGAAGGAAAUUUGUCUGCAUUUUACUGAGCUCUUUGGAGAGUCACGUUUGUUUCUGGUGAAUCACUGCUGAAUAUACCCAACUGAGUCACAUCUUUUGGAGUCACAGAAUAAUGACCAUAAAUAGAUUAUUCCAGCUCUCGCUGUUUACUUUUUAUUGCUAGUUUCAAACCCAAUGGAGGCUUGGAUCCUGGCCUUUUCUUUCCAUGAAUGCAAGAAGUUAACAUUCAUGGAACAUGAAUUUUCCACCUCCUGCUUCUCUGCAGGGUCUGAAAAUCUGCCCUUGGCUUGGGCGGGGCAGUCAUUGGAAGUGGUGCUGGGGGGGUGGGCUGCAAAUGAAGAGAGAGGAAUUGGCAAAAGUCACCCCCACGUGCCAAAUUAAGUAUGCAAUCAAUUCCAGUGCAUUUCCCUGCAAUGAAAAUGUCAAAAAUGAUACAGAAAGUGAUGUAACUACAUAAUAUUACAAACCACCCUGUGCUGUUUGGAUGAAGGAUGGUAUAUAAAUUUAAUAAAUUGUAAAAUAAUAAUAAUAUGUGUGUACUAAAAAGAAGCAGAAGCAAAUUUCUAUUCAUAUUACUUGGGUGAUUUCUAUUCCUGACCUCCGAUGAACAUGUAAAUUGUGGCAAAUUCUGCUCCGGUUUCCAACAUUCCUUGUAGUGGCACAGGAAGGCCCCGCUCUUUCUGAAUUGGAAGACAUCAAAAAAACUAAGAUCAUGGCCACUGGUCCCAUCACCUCCUGGCAAAUAGAAGGGGAAGAAAUGGAGGCAGUGAGAGAUUUUACCUUCUUGGGCGCCAUGAUCACUGCAGAUGGUGACAGCAGUCACAAAAUUAAAAGAUGCCUGCUUCUUGGGAGAAAAGCAAUGACAAACCUAGACAGCAUCUUAAAAAGCAGAGACAAAGGUCCGUAUAGUUAAAUCUAUGGUUUUCCCAGUAGUGAUGUAUGAAAGUGAGAGCUGGACCAUAAAGAAGGCUGAUCGCCAAAGAAUUGAUGCUUUUGAAUUAUGGUGCUGGAGGAGACUCUUGAGAGUCCCAUGGACUGCAAGAAGAUCAAACCUAUCCAUUCUUAAGGAAAUCAGCCCUGAGUGCUCACUGGAAGGACAGAUCCUGAAGCUGAGACUCCAGUACUUUGCCACCUCAUGAGAAGAGAAGACUCCCUGGAAAAGACCCUGAUGUUGGGAAAGAUGGAGGGCACAAGGAGAAGGGGACGACAGAGGAUGAGAUGGUUGGACAGUGUUCUCAAAGCUACCAGCAUGAGUUUGACCAAACUGCGGGAGGCAGUGGAAGACAGGAGUGCCUGGUGUGCUCUGGUCCAUGGGGUCACGAAGAGUCGGACAUGACUAAACGACAACAACAUUUAAACAACACACAGGAUAAAAUAUAAAGAGAGCUUGUUAUUCCCUCAUCUCUUGGCAAAGUACUGGCAUGGCUACAGCAAGGGCACCUGUUCUGCCCAUCUCAAAGGCAAGGAGAAGCUUUGCAGCCUUGUCUGGUGCAGAGCCGCAAGUUCACUCUAUUUCAGUAUAGAGGCUCAUAGAAUCAGGCUCAUCUGCAAAACACUCUAACAAAUCAGUCCGAUUCAGAGUCAAUGUGAUGGUAUCAACUGCUAGGGCAGAAGAAUAACGGUAAGCACAUAGGGGAGAGGGGAAUAUCUGUCCUGCUUGAGCACGACAGGCACCCAGCAAAAUUUUUUGCAGUGUUAGAUUUGUCAGCAACAGAGCCUAAUGUAUGCUGUUACUUGGUGGCCUAUAAAUCGAAGAGGUUUUCUACUGGAGCUGAAGGGAGUUGGUGUCUCUUUAAAAACUGAUGGUAUUGGUGUGCGAUGGUGACUUUGUUGUGCAGUGCUGAUGCACUCCGAAAAGGACAGUGCCCAUCUCCAUUCCAACGCUGCCCGCCUGCUGUUUUUUAAAGCCAUGUUCUUUUGUGGUGAACAAUGGAGCAUUCAAUAGAGCAGGAUGCCUGCAAGAACAGAAGCGGCAACCAGCAGGGAGAGGACAGCACUGACAUUAUAGCACUGACAGGACACCCUGGUCACGUACGAACAACAAAAGGCGACGCAGAUCUCUGGGCUGGUUUGCAGAAGGUGGCCCACCUGGGCGGGGAAAAUACUCCUUUACUUGGAGGUGGAGGGGUGAGUGGAGGUUUUUCCCUUUUUGUACCUUUAGCAAUAUACCGGUAAUUUGAGUCAGUGCAAAUAUUAACCAUCUCCUGAUUCUUAGGAGAGUUGUUUGGAAAAUUCACCAGAUGUAGUCAGUUCUUCACCUGUUAAUGGUGGCAACGAGCAGCUUCGCCCUCCUCUGUUUGAAGGUGGGCCACCUCCAGCGCCCUUCGUUGGCAGAUGGCAGUCCCGUCAGCAGGCGGAGUGUGUCGCCUACAGGCCUCACCCGCUCACGCUCUUUUGCCGGGACUUCAGCACCACCUCUCUGGAUUGCCCGGGAGAACAGGAAGCAGGCAGCGGAAGAAGCGCCAGGCAUUUUUAGGAAAUUUCUGGAUCCCCUCCUUUGGCUUUGCAACAUUGAGCAGGGAUACAAUGUACGGUACUUCCUGCACUUUCCUCUCCUGGCCAAUAGAGAGGGAUCCUGCAAGGGGGUAGUGGAGUGGGCAAAUGUGCAUUGCACCCCCUUACAGCUCCUUGCAAGAAGCAAGCUCUUUCUCCAUGCAAAACCCCACCCAUCUAAUGACAGGCAUUUUGCUUGUGGCAAGAUUGUGCUGCUCAAAAUGAGAAAUCCUGUCCUGCUCUGGAGCAGGCUGUCUGAUGAGAUAUUCUUUUCCCUCUCCCAGCCUCUGAGCGGCUGAAUACUACUGACAAAGCAUUUACUAUUGUUACGUUCACAUUCAGAAGCUGUAGACUGGCUGACUCACGGCAAUGUGCCGCAGAAGGCCCUGUUCCGACCUCCUGCUGGAUGUUUGGGGGUGGGGAGAUGGAUCAGAGCUGUUUUAUUUCUUACGAAGACAAAUAAAGCCCUGUAGCAUCAUGGAGAGUUUUGAAGACAGUUUGCAGAGAGGGCUUCCGAGGGUUAGGGCUGGAGAGGGAGGAUUUCUGCAUAGCCAAUUAAAAGGUAGCUUGGAGAACCUAAGCUGUUGGCCGAUGGCCAGUCUGCCUAUAUUUAACUUGCACUGAGAUUUCCUAGCAAAUAGACAUCAGUUGCCUAAUAGCCAGGCUAUGGGUAAUUACUUUUGUUCUAUCAUGUAAACCCCAAGUGCUGGCAGGAAAUGCAUUCACAAAAUUACUCCAAAGCCACUAAUGAAGGGAAGGCGCAUAACUGCACUCCUUUCAUGUGGUUGUUCCCAUGUGCAAUCAUCACAGGUUCGGAAGCAUUCUCAGAUGGUGGCGAUUAGCAGGCAAAGUGGCAGGAACAAGGAACAAAAAAGACUUUUGUUUAAGGCAUCUGUUCUCAAACCCUAUCUCAGAAAACUUUAGAGUAGCAAACAAGAGCGGGUGAUAGAGAUCAUAUAUCCUUCAUGAUGGACAAUUACUACAUUUUUGUAAGAUACACACACCUAGUAACUGAUCCCACACCAUGUGACAAGGCAACAACACCCAGAUUGGAACUGUGGGAAUUUUAAUGCAGCCAGGUAGAAGGACUACAGCUGCAUACAAGCAGGAAGGAAGGAAAGGCACCAGUGCAAUAAGCACAGAUAGAAGAGAUUUCAGUAGCAAACUGAAAAUAAUUUGUUGGUCCAGUGCAUUUCAAGUCUUGCAACUCCUCUUCAAGGGCAACUGAUUUAAUCCUUUCAAAGGAUAAUUAAAGAGUGUUGGACACUAUCUCAGAGUGACAGUUAUCCUUCAGAUGAAUUUAAAACCAGUUGCCCUUGAAGAGCCACAAAGCCUACAAUUUAUUUGGCUAAUAAAUCAUUUUCAUGGCACCUUUGAGGUCUCCUCCUGAUUCUUUUUUCAGUAAUGCACACCCACACCCCGUACUGAAUUGCUGUCUGAUGUGUACUUAUCUCAUGGAGACAUUGGGAUACUGCUGUAUAUAUAAUUAUAGUAUUUUACCAUGGUGGUUAAUCCGAACCUGGCUACUGCAGGAUAUUAAGGAUGAUACUGGAGAGGGGGACUGAAGGAACUAACAGAGCAAUAAGUCAUGGCUUAGGGUCACAAUAAUAUUGCCAGGUUAAAUCAUGGUGCACACAAAGUACAGUAAUGAACAGUUGCAGCUUCAAAACAUUCCCUACAGUGGCUGUAACAGUGAGAAGUGGUAAUCUGUGACCUCUGCCCUUAUGGUAGGCAAUGUCUUAAGCAAUGUCUUAAGCACACUAUUACACGUACACAUAGGCUGGGUAUACAUUUCCAUUUAUUCUGGCUCCAGGGUGCUCUCACCCCUGCUGUCCAAAGCUAUGUACGCAAGAUGUUAGCUGCAAUCCAAAGAAAUACUGUGUCUUGAUGUUAUUUCCCCUCAGACCAGCUUCUAUCCGAUCUGAAAACGUAAGCAACAUUUGCUUUGCAUGUUGUGUGUACAUUUGAGACAGUUGUUGUGCAUGCAUUUGCUACGUGAAAGCACCGCAGGGCAUAGAUGGUUCUGUGUGAAUCUAAAGGAUAUCCUUUAUUUCUCUCUUUUUCUGCCAGAUGUCACUCUGCCAACCUGAACGGCCUGUACUACGAUGGACCCUACUCAGCAGCAACAGACAAUGGAAUUGUGUGGUACACGUGGCACGGUUGGUGGUAUUCUUUGAAAUCGGUUGUCAUGAAAGUCCGGCCGUCAGACUUCAGCCCUAAUGAGGUUUAA
Podarcis lilfordi (Lilford's wall lizard) is the source of this 33572-nucleotide messenger RNA. The record is from the annotation of a GenBank genome assembly. NCBI's taxonomy places the organism in Eukaryota, Metazoa, Chordata, Lepidosauria, Squamata, Lacertidae.